AUGCCUCCCAAGACUAAACACUACGAGACCUUGUCACACAAUGACGACCAUGACCGAUCCAGUACCGAGGUUGAAGAUGAGUUGAUGGAUGAGGAGAAGCAUUGGCACUCUAUUGAUUUGAAUGCCAAUCAGACGCCGAAGCGUAGUUGGUGGAAGGAAACCAAGUCCUUGUUAAGGAGAUACCGGUGGCUUAUCGACACCUUGUUACUCCUUACCAACAUUGGUCUGUCACUGGGCUUAUCACUCCUGAUGUACUAUCAGUUUGAGGAUGCCAAGUUUUCAGUGAGCACAAGGCAGGUUGGAGGUGAUUACACUGCUGCUGGCCCGAGAUUUCCCACCAAGAUUGUCUCGUUCGCAGCAGACUACGCAUUCGUGCCGCCCAACGCUACCGACUUUCUCUCCGAUGCUACAUUGAAUUCAUGGAGAUCUCUCCUGCCAGACGGCUCUGGCUGGAAGUGGGUUGACAGCGACCCUUUCUUUACCACUUCAAUGACCCAUCAAUUGCAUUGCAUUUUCAUGAUGGGCAAGAUCUUUUCCGGCUUGACGUCAAAUAAUAUGGACAAAGUUCCCUCUGACUACGUAACACACUACUACCAUUGCGUUGACUAUUUGCGUCAGGCUGUCAUGUGCUCAGGUGAUCUAGCACUAGAGCCGCAUGCAGAAACUGAUUCCGAUGAUAAUGGGCCAGAGGAUGGCAGCUGGAAUGGCCAGCAUGUGUGCAAGGACUAUGGCCAGAUGAUGAAGUAUCUGGACAAACAAAUUGCGGAAGGCGUUCGCGUUGUUUUACCGAUAGACGAAUAG
This is a messenger RNA of Colletotrichum truncatum, 801 nucleotides long. RefSeq lists its product as uncharacterized. The record is from RefSeq and is a predicted model, not a curated record. Lineage: Eukaryota; Fungi; Ascomycota; Sordariomycetes; Glomerellales; Glomerellaceae. Gene Ontology annotation, biological process: mycotoxin biosynthetic process.